Messenger RNA from Physeter macrocephalus (sperm whale), 1674 nucleotides. It is a transcript of the gene KHDC4, whose product is annotated as KH domain containing 4, pre-mRNA splicing factor. The coding region runs from base 1 to 1056 and encodes 351 amino acids. Gene Ontology annotation, molecular function: RNA binding. Lineage: Eukaryota; Metazoa; Chordata; Mammalia; Artiodactyla; Physeteridae. The record is from RefSeq and is a predicted model, not a curated record. The transcript is spliced from 8 exons. Gene Ontology annotation, cellular component: nucleus.
AUGGUUUACUUCCUAUGGGAGAGGAAGCAGAAUUAUAUAUCCUUACACAUACUCAGUGAAUUGGGUCUGUUCCAUAUUGAUUUGUUUUCCCUGCACUUUCAGGUUCAUGCUGAAUACUCUAGAUUUGUGAAUCAGAUUAAUACUGCUGUACCUUUACCAGGCUAUACACAACCCUCUGCUAUAAGUAGUGUCCCUCCUCAGCCACCAUAUUAUCCAUCCAAUGGCUAUCAGUCUGGUUACCCUGUUGUUCCCCCUCCUCAGCAGCCAGUUCAACCUCCUUACGGAGUACCAAGCAUAGUGCCACCAGCUGUUUCUUUGGCACCUGGAGUCUUGCCAGCAUUACCUACUGGAGUUCCACCUGUGCCAACACAAUACCCGAUAACACAAGUGCAGCCUCCAGCUAGCACUGGACAGAGUCCGAUGAGUGGGCCUUUUAUUCCUGCUGCUCCUGUCAAAACUGCCUUGCCUGCCGGCCCCCCGCCCCCGCCCCAGCCCCAGCCCCCACUCCCAAGUCAACCUCAGGCACAGAAGAGGCGAUUCACAGAGGAGCUACCAGAUGAACGAGAAUCUGGACUUCUUGGAUACCAGCAUGGACCCAUUCAUAUGACUAAUUUAGGUACAGGCUUCUCCGGUCAGAAUGAGAUUGAAGGUGCAGGAUCGAAGCCGGCAAGUUCCUCAGGCAAAGAGCGAGAGAGGGACAGGCAGUUGAUGCCUCCACCAGCCUUUCCAGUGACUGGAAUAAAAACAGAGUCUGAUGAAAGGAAUGGGUCUGGGACUUUAACAGGGAGUCAUGAUUAUCCAGUCAAGAAGAUGAAAACUACAGAGAAAGGAUUUGGCUUGGUGGCUUAUGCUGCAGAUUCAUCCGACGAAGAGGAGGAACAUGGAGGUCAUAAAAAUGGUCAUUCCAGUAUACCAUUUACCUGGUCCAGCCUUUUCCAAAUGAAUAGCCCCUAUUCUGACGUAAAGCAAGUUUUAUUUGUAUUUUACUACUGUUUGGUGAAUUUUGAUAAUAACUGGUUACAUACAAAGCCUUACUAUUUAUUAGUGGGGAAAUGAUUUUAAGACCAUCCAUCCUUUCAGUACUUAAAUCUAAGAACCUCCUCAUCCCUGUUUCAUUUUUGGAUUCUUUGUUUUGGAAAAUGUGGUUUUACUAAUUUAAAACUGUUGGAUAUAGCUGGAUCCUGGGAUAGUGAAGGUUUUUUUUUCCAUUGGGAUGAUCCAAAGCUGGCACCUUCAGGCACUCUUGUCUCAGAUAGCCGUUGCUGUUUUUAUUGCCCGUCUAAGCUCAUUGUCUUCAGCUGGGUCAGAGACAACUACUUGAUCAAAAGCUGGUCAGAACUCAUCACAGAAAUGAAACCCAGUGGUCUGUCUCUCUCAGAACUGGUUGCAGCUAAAAUAGAGAGAUUUGACUGCUUGCAAUAGAAUGGUGGACUUAGUGACUGAAAUUGCAACUUGUCCUUUUUCUUGGCAUUACAGGUUUUGCCAAAAGAACUUUUUUGUAUCAAAUAUUGAUGUGUGAAAGUGAAGGAGCUAGUCUGCUGAACCAGGAGUAGUUUGAGAUACCGAACUGUCAUUUUUGCACAUUUGAAUACUUUGCAGGCUGGCUUUGUAUAAACGUAUCCUCUGGUUUCCUAUAUGUUGUAAAUAUUUAGACCAUAAUUUCAUUAUAAAUAA